AAACUGCCUGUCCUGCAUUAGAAUUAAGAACCUGCCCUACCUGAUGACCUGGAUUCUCUAUUUUAAAAAUAGCACCUGCUGUCUCUUCCUAUUCAAGGAAUAGAGGCUAACCUCUCCCCGAACUCAUCCCCUCAAGGAAGCAAGAAAUUUCAUUUUCUUCCACUGAACUAGUUCCAUUUUAAAGCACUUGCAUCUUUAUCUGCACUUCUUGAAGGCAACGUAGUCAACAUCAGAAUGGUGCAGCGUUGUGUCGCUUACGGUUGCAGUAACACUCAUUCUGAAUCAGUUAGCCUGCACAAAUUCCCUGCCGAUCCAGUGUUAAGGGGAUUAUGGAAUGCUGCUGUGGGAAAGAACAGAGCUGACUGGCUUUAUGCUAAAAACAGCAGUCGUCUGUGCAGUGCUCAUUUUACUGUUGAUUCUUUUGAUACAAAGUACACCAUGAUGAAGGAAUUGGGAAUGGAUAUUGGACGUAUGUGCCCUCGUUUAAAGCCGGAUGCAGUUCCCACUAUAUUUUGCAGUCCUCCAUCACCAGGCAUGGUGUGCAGCACCAUUAAGAAGCCUCAGCUGUCUGUUGCUGUGGACAGACAUUCCCACCAAGAGGCAGUUUCAGCAGUAUUCACCAAAAAUAUUGAUGUACAAGAUAUUGAUGAACAUUGUAGCAGUAAAACUAUGAACCAGCCAGUAACUGCAUUGUUAGAUCAGACUGAGGCGGUAACACACCAGGAUUUAAGUUGUCAUAGCCAACACUGUUUUAUAAAAGGAAGGACAUCCCAGUGUGCACAGACUGCAUUCACGGCAGUGUCAGACUCUUGUGACUCCAUGCAGACUUAUGCUGAAGAAAGGAACCAGUCCAUUCAGUGGAAAAUUAUAAUGUCACCACCACCUUACCAGCUGGAGGUAAUCAGCCUAGUGAUACCAGAAAACUUUGAAGACGUUGCUGUUAAAUUUUCAGAUGAGGAGUGGAAGAUGCUAACAAAAGAGGAGAAAAGGCUUCACAGGUUGGUGAUGAUGGAGAACUAUGAGAACAUGGUUUCUGUAGGAUAUAAUGUCCCGUUGGAGCACCUCUGGUUGCUAAUUAGGAAAAAGGAAGAAUUUCCGCAUGGUGACACAGAAAGUGCUGGAGUGAAACACCAUACGCAGCCUUCUUACAGCACUUCCUGCAUCAGCAGGAAUGCAGAUCACCAUGGGAUUAGAAGCCAGCACUUACUUGGCAAGCUUCCGGAUCAUGAAUGCAGCAAGACAUUCCUGGAUGAUAAGUCCUUAGCAACACAUGUUUUGGUACCAUCUGGAAACAAGCACAAUAAAUUACAAAACUGUAACAGUGACUUUAGCCAGAAAAGUGAGCAAGAAACGCGACUUGAAAGGCAUGGAGGGCAAAUACCAUGUAAAAUGAUUAAUCACAGCAGUAAUUCUAUAUUCCAUAGUAACAUAUUAACUGGUAAAUUAAUCUGCAGUGAGAAGGAACAAAAGCAUCCAUUGUUAGCACAUGAAGAAGUCUUCAUUGCAGAAAAGAAAUAUAAAUGCGUUACAUGUGGAGAGGAUUUUACGCAACAGACAAGUCUGGUAUUGCAUCAAAUUAUCCAUUUUAAGCAGAAACCCUAUAAAUGUGCAACCAAUGACAAGGGUUUUACACGUAACCAGAAACUAAUGGAGCACAUAGAAUGGAAAUUCUAUAAAUGUAGUAUAUGUAAUAAGGGUUUUGUAACUAAAAAUAAUUUACUACGGCAUCAACGUAGCCACACUGACCUCACAUACUACAAUUGUACCAUGUGUAAUAAGAGUUUUACAGAUAACAAAAGCCUAGCACGGCAUCAGACUGUCUACUGUAAGAACAAUCCCUUUAAAUGUACCAUGUGUGACAAGCGUUUUACAGAUGAGACAAGUUUGGUAAUACAUCGCAGUGUCCAUGCUGGGCUGAAACCCUUCAGAUGUACAACGUGUGACAAGAGUUACGCGGAUAAGCAAUGUCUGAGAAUACAUCAACGUAUCCACACUGGCAUAAGACCGUAUAAAUGUACGUCAUGUGACAAACGUUUUAUACGUAGGAGUAAUUUGACACAGCAUCAGCUUAUUCACACCAUACAGAAACCCUUUAAAUGCACUGUAUGUGGCAAGAAUUUUAGAGAUAAAUCAAAGUUGUCAGAUCAUCACAAUGUCCACAUUGGAGAGUGUGUGUAUAAAUGUAAUACAUGCGACAGGAUGUUUACAACUAAGAAAAAUUUGGUACGACACCGAAUUGUCCAUACUGGGCAUGCACCCUAUAAAUGCACAUUGUGUAACAGGGGUUUUAAAGAUGAUGGUAGUCUAGAAGAGAAUUUGGGUAUGCAUGCAGGACAGAAACCCUAUAUAUGUACUACAUGUGAAAAAGGUUUUACAAAUAAGAAAGGUUUUUUAAUGAACGAAAGUGUCCACACUGGAGAGAAACCCUAUAAAUGUCCCACAUGUAAUAAAACUUUUGCAGAGAAAAGAAAAUUGUCACUGCAUGAGUUUACCCAUACCAGACAGAAACCAUAUAAGUGUGCUGCGUGUGACAAGUGCUUUACACUAAUGGAAAGUUUGACAGCACACCAGAAUAGCCACACGGGACAAAGGCCGUAUAAAUGCACUAUGUGCGCCAAAGGUUUUAUGCGCAAGAGAAGUCUGGAAAUGCAUCGGUGUAUCCACUGUGUAAGAGGAUCUGUGCCAGACAAAAAUCCUUUAAGUGCAGCAGAUGUGACAGGUGCCCUACAGAGAAAAUUGGUUAGUAGCACAGUGAAAUCUCAUUGAUGGACAGAAUUCAUAUAAAUGUGUCACAGCUGGCAGAGAGCUCAUAGGUAAGUGGAUCAUAGGUGUCAGUUAGCUCACAUUGAGCUUUAAUUAUGCCGUGACUGAGGAAUGGGGACCACUCCUGUCAUGAUAAUAAAAACCUAGACAGUUUGGAGAAAUUAAAAGUACAAUGGAUAAAAUCAUACUUGUAUUUCAAAAUGGACUUGCAAACUACCCUAAGAAUUGCCAGCAAAUAUAAUGUAAAUUAUAAACACAAAAUGAUGUAGAUAUAGUCUGGAAUCAUCUUGUUAAAAAUAUAGUCAUGGCAAUAGAAAUGAAAGGGAAUAAAAAGAAUUAUAUGGAACCAAGGCUCACCUUUUACUACAUAAACUGUAAUAGAGACCUGUAAAAAAAUAACAUGAAUCCCAGUAUGACAUGGCUAGUUUACAAAAGAGCAUUUGAUAGCAUUUCACACUCCUAGAUUAUGGAAUCCUUACAGAUAAAUAAGGUCCAUCAUAUACUAAUAUGGCAGUUGCUAUGAAAAACGUGUCAAUCCACUUUAACUGAACAACAAAAAGGGAAUAUUACUAUCUGGUGUUAGAAGUGAUUGGAGAAUAUUCCAGGGUGAUUACUUAUCACCAUGUCUGCUUGACCUUGCCCUUAGUUCACUGCUGUUUCCUUAGCAGUCUAAGCUAUAGGUAUAGUCUGACAUCAGGAAAAUAAUCUUGGCAAAUGGCAUCUUCUCUAAUUUUUAUGAAGGACCUGAAACUUUCAGUUGUUUAUCAGUAAGCUUUAUAGUAUAGCUACAAGUUGUUAAAGGCUAUUCAGAUGAUAUAACAAUGUCAUUUUUUGGCUCAAAAAGGUUCAUAAGUGGUUACUGGUCUAUUGACCUGAAGUUCUUUAUAAGCCUAGCCAUGUGUACCCAGUAUAAUACUAGAGAAACCCAAUAUAAAAGAUCUUGCCAAAACUUGAAAUCUUAGUUCGCAAUGACUGUCCAUGUCAAGGAGGGUUAUAGGUGAAAUCACCAGCAGGAAUUUACAGUUUCCCAUCCAUUCAUCCAGACUAUGCUUAAACAGGGUCAUAGAGGGGCUCUGUUUGAUGUGAAUUGGUUGCCUAUUCUAAAGAAGUGGCAGCCUCUGAGAGACAUACCUGUCUCUCCAGCAGGUCCUAUUUAUGUCGCAGGCUAAGUUAAGGUUUCCAUUAGGUUUGGAUCCGAGAUUGCUCCUUAGGUCAGGCUUAAGUCAUCUCUAAGGAGUCUGUACGCUACUGAGUACAGUGACAGUGACUUCAGUCUGUCAGUGUAUGACAUGUGCUGGAGACCCUGAAUUUUCUUGGUUAGAAAUCUCUCAGGUCUCUGAAGUUGCUUCAGGAGCCUGGUAAAGUACAUACCAAAGGGAACAUUCUACUCUAUUAUUGGCCUGAUGAGGGUCAAGUACAG
Messenger RNA from Protopterus annectens (West African lungfish), 4183 nucleotides. Its product is annotated as zinc finger protein 345-like. NCBI's taxonomy places the organism in Eukaryota, Metazoa, Chordata, Ceratodontiformes, Protopteridae. Gene Ontology annotation, molecular function: DNA-binding transcription repressor activity, RNA polymerase II-specific. The coding region runs from base 235 to 2766 and encodes 843 amino acids. Gene Ontology annotation, biological process: negative regulation of transcription by RNA polymerase II. The record is from RefSeq and is a predicted model, not a curated record. The transcript is spliced from 7 exons.